This is a messenger RNA of Schistosoma haematobium, 3697 nucleotides long. Its product is annotated as Runt- transcription factor. The record is from RefSeq and is a predicted model, not a curated record. The transcript is spliced from 5 exons. Gene Ontology annotation, biological process: regulation of DNA-templated transcription. NCBI's taxonomy places the organism in Eukaryota, Metazoa, Platyhelminthes, Trematoda, Strigeidida, Schistosomatidae. Bases 1398 to 3053 code for a protein of 551 amino acids. Gene Ontology annotation, molecular function: RNA polymerase II cis-regulatory region sequence-specific DNA binding; DNA-binding transcription factor activity, RNA polymerase II-specific; ATP binding. Gene Ontology annotation, cellular component: nucleus.
UAUGUACUUAAAGUUAAUGAAAAAACAACUAACCAACAAACAAUCAACACAAAGAGACACUUAGUUACCUAUUUAGUGACACCAACAAAUACUAUUACACCGGCCACGGAAACCAACAUAGAGAUACUGAAAUAACAAUUAACUGCUCGUAUACAAAAUAUUACAAUUGAGUUGUUAAAAUUUAUUCCAUGCUCUCCACAAACCCCUUUCUUAUCAAAUCAGAUUGUAGUCGGACUGUCCUUUUUUAAUCUCACUAUCUAAGCAUAAUUGUGGAGUGGUUUACGUUUCUCACCUACACACGAACACUGAUUCUUGUAACUUCUAAUAUUAUUAGAUUAUAUUCAGAGCAUUAUCCAAUGAGUGGUUAAAUUAUGUAUUAGUGGGCUAUUCACACAUACAAACACAAGUACAUGUAGCAUUUGAAAACCAUCAUUUCCGCACUUCAAAAUAUGUCAUGCAUAUAUAUACUAUCUGCAAAACUAGAAGCCACAGUGUGACAAUUUAUCAUAGUCAUAAUCGUCAUCAUCAUCAAUAAAAUAACCAAACCAAACAAUCACCUGUCAUAAUUUCAAUUCGGUUCCUAUGAUUAAUAAUUGAACCAGAUACAAGACAUACUUAUUCUGUACUCUGUGUGCACAUUGAUAAAUCAUUUAAGCACAAUUGACGGUCUAAACAACUUAAAUUUCUGUCGUCACUUUCUCAUGCAGUUAUCAUAGUUAUUGGGAAAAAACACCGAUAUUAAAAAGUGUAUUUGUUUAUUCACAUUCUGAUAAAUUACUUGAACUAACAGAAUUGUUUUAACAAAAUAAAGAAAGAUGUCAGAUAUUCUUCUGGCUGAAUACACAUUGAAACGUGCUCUACGUGAACAUACCACAGAUUUAGCUCCGACAAGUAACCCACACUUAUUAUGUACACCACUACCUAAACAUUGGAGGUCUAAUAAAUCAUUACCUAGUCAGUUUCGUGUAGUCAGUUUAAUCCCAGUACCGGAUGGUACACGUGUGACUGUGACAGCGGGAAAUGAAGAACGCCCAUGUGCUGAAUUAAAAAACCCAGUUACAAUAAUGCAUGGACAUGAAGCACGAUUUAGUGAUCUACGGUUUCUUGGUCGCAGUGGUCGUGGUAAAUCUUUUAAUAUAACCAUCACCAUUGAAACCACACCACCAAUUGUAGCUCUUUAUGCCAGAGCAAUCAAAGUGACAGUGGAUGGGCCACGUGUACCAAGAAGUAAAUAUUAUACACAAAAUUGUACACACAGGGUUUGUGCAUUUAGUUACCUAGUUAGCUGGUUAAGAUAUGCAUAAUUAACGGGCAAAUUUAUUACGGGGAUAACAAUUAAAUCUGUACACAGGCGAAUACUUUACGCUACAGUAAGAACAGGCAGAAUUUAUAAGGAAAUGAAACGAUUAGGAUCAAGACAUCAAAAUCUCUGUGAAUAUUCAACUAUUAAUCGUCCUUUUCCCAGUCGUAACAACUAUCCGAUUCCAGAAGAUCUUCAAAGAAACAAAAUGAAAAGGGCGACACAUGAAAUAAACUCUCAUGGAUUUAGUGAUAAAUUUAAAAAACACAACAUUCUAUCAACUCGAUUUUCGCCACCGAUGUUGGUUCGGGAAGAAUUGGCCCCUAUUACAUCGGAAACAGUAAAUAUUACAAAUAAUGCUACUAAAUCAUUAAAACUUCCUCGAUCGACUCAAAAGACAAAUGACAAGUCAUCUUCUCCGACUGAAAGCUCAAUAAAAUCUUUCAGUUCAAUUAGCGACACGAGUGGGAUAGGAUUUUCACCAUAUGAAUCAACUUAUUUACUGUCUUCAAUUAAUGAGGCAUAUGCAAAAUUAUUGGCAAGGCAAGCAUAUUUGGAUAAAAUGACAUUUAAUGCAACAACUACUUCAAAUAAUUUAAAUUCAUUGACCAAUAUUGCAGUGAAUACUCCUGGUUUCGUGACGACUAUCCCUCAAAAUGUUGGUAGUACAGAAAGGAGUAAGAAUACGAAUCUAAUUAAUACUGGUACGCAAAUGAAGGACAAUUACAUUCCACACUCCUUGGAGACAUUUUCACCUGUCUCGUUAUUCUCAACAUUAUUGCAUUGCAAUAGUGUUGACAGUCGAAUUAGUUCGAAUAUUAUCCCCACUAAACAUCAAGAUGUCAAUUACAAUACUACCGCAUAUCCGUCUGUGUUAAACUUAGAAGCCAUCGGACCUAGUAUAAAUUCGGUGAAAACUCCUUUCCAACUACAGGAAGCGCAUGGCACUGUUACUCCUGUUCGAAUUAAUUAUUUAGAUACAUCUGGUUGUAGGAAUACUAGCAAUAACUCUCAAACAGAUAAUGCACAAAAUCAAUUAGACUGUCUUCGGAGUGUACCACAAAACAGUGCAUCAUGUGAUAGACCUUGCCAGUCAAAUGAUUCAUCCUGUUCAUUAUUAUCAUCAUUUUUAUAUUCAAAUAUGACUCCAGAGUUAAACUCAACAAAAUUUAACCCAAAUGAAAGUAAAAGUAAUGUACAACCAGGUUAUUCGAAAUGGGAAGAAUCUGAUUAUCGUCAUUAUUAUAAUGCAUUUACAACAUUUCUUUCAGGAAUUUUAAACAUGUCAGGUAUAAAUUCUAAUUGUUUGGGGACCAAAAAAGUGAAUGAAACUACUUGUGAUAAUGAUAAUUUCCGAAAUAUACAUUCUAGUUUCAACAAAAUGAAAUGGAAUCGACAUGUUCUUAAUAAUAAAAAUAACAUUACGUCAUGUUUAAACAAUGAAUCUACAGAUAUGGACUCAACACUGAACCAAACACCUGAUAAGAACGACUCAUCAAAUCAUGUGCUAAGUAUAGAACAUUUGUUAGAUUUGAAUACACACGGUACUGCAAACAGUGAUACAGAUCGUAGUAAACAUGAUAAUAAACAUAUGUUAGCAGAUGAAUGUAGUCCUGAUUAUUCAAAUUUCAUGAGUACCCCCAAUAAUAAGCAUAAUUAUGUAAAUUAUUUUCCUCAAACUGUACCAGAUCCAUUGUUGAUCAAAUCGAUUUUGGCCCGUCAUUUAAUCGAAAAUAAAUCGUUCAGAGUUUGAAACUAAUUUAUUAUAUUUGUAGAAGGUUAAAAUAGUGAAUUUAGGAGGCAGCACAAGUGAUCUUCAUCUGUUUUCAUCACAAUUAUGGCACAUAGAGACUAUGUAAACAUACACAAGCGUAUACAAACUUUUACAAUAUUGUAUUACGUUAACAUUUUACCUCAUAUAUAUAAGUGAAGAUUUAUUGUAUUCCUCAAAUUCACGUACACAGUAAUAAAGCUAUUUGUUAUCUCCUUUAGAUGUGUUUCGUUUAUUUUUUUUGCAAAAUAGAGUUAAGUAAACAUUAUUAUUGGGAGGACGUACUAAACUGCUACUUAUCUUAUUUAUGCCCAUAUGUGUCUCGUUCAAUACUCCAGUGAUUAUAUUUAUUAUAGAUAGGAUUUAUGAUCGAUUUUGUACAUCUUACCAAGAAACCAUAACGAUUAAGUUUCACUUUAUGACAGUCUUUUCUGCAAAUCGCAUGAAUUAGGUCACCUGAAUUAAUAAUAUUUUUCAUUGGGAUGGUUACGUCCCUGAUCUGUCUACCCACUUCUAUGCAGAUGAUAACUUGCCUAAAUCUAUAUUAAGACAUUGACGCGAUAGGUGGACUGGCUUAACUUUGAGGCUAAUAUGAGUGAGUUCGAAGUGAGCCCAACUGCUUGGAG